AUAGCAUCAUUAUUGUUUACAGACUAUCAUCACUGAAACCAAGGAAUGUUGGAAAAGCCUCUUCUGUGGAUUAUUCUUGGGUAACUGUACUACCACAGCAUAAUGGAUUACAGGCAGGAUUUUGUUGAAACAGCAAAGGAAAAUGGAAGUAACUUUUUGAACAUUUUCCAUCAAUACAGUGAUGUAGAAGAAUUUUUGCAUAGGGAAGAAUACAUUUCAGUCCGCAGUGUUGGGUUAAGUGUCACUGAACAAAAUGUGUUUCUCAACUUUGCUCCUGACGUUGAUGGUGUUGUAGUAGAAUGGAAUGAUGUCUCUUGUAUAUCUCAUAAUGUGAGGAAAUUAUACUUGGCUCCAUUUGACAUGUUGAGUAUAAAGCCAGUAAGCUCAAUGUUAAAGAAACAUAUGUGUUUGCCCCAAUUUUCAUCAGAACAAUUGCAAUCAUUUCAUCAUUGUUGUGGAAGUCAGCUUAUGUAUGAGAAUGGAUGGGAAUACUGGUUGGCAUUAGUACCCGACUCUGACCACAGGCAAUCCAUCAUUCAUGAUUUCCAGUGGAUGUCUACUAUAACAUACAAGGUGUUGCAAUGUGUUAAAAAAGACCUUAGAAAGAGGUUACUUAGCGCUUCAUCAACAGGAAUAGCACUGAACACUUGCCAGAAAUAUAACUUUAGUGACUUGAGAACCCUUACCAUAUUGCCUGAUGACAAAAAACAUGUUUUGGAAAUUUUGCAAAAUUGUAUAAACUCUGUACAACCCAUCCCAGGUUUCAAAAAGCUUAUAUUCAGUUUUCGCUUUGGUGAGAAAUCAAGUGUAGGAUUCACCAUUCCCACUACUUCACCUUCAGCUAUAACAAGAAUAACUGCACAUAUUGGCGUCAACAUUUGUCCCAAUACAGGAAUCGACAUCUUGUGGUCAAGAACAGGAUUACAGGGUUAGGUUUGUGACAGGGGCACAAUUACAAGUGCACUGUCCUUUUAUGAAAGUGCCAACUUUCAGUCCAACCUUGAUGGACGGCAUAUGGAUAUCGAAGGAGAGCUAAGGAAAGUUUGCCUCCAGCCCCAGAGUGUGCAAUUUGUACAAAUGUAUACAGAUUCACCUCAUUUAAGAACGAAGGCUCGAUCACACCCAGUCUCCGGUGCAAUUGCCAUCAACAAGUCUGUUAACCACAGCACAAGGCAAUCCUUUCACAAGGAUUCUGAUGCCUAUUUGAAAGUCAUUGAAAGUAAUACAUCCUUAUUUCAUUGUCUUCUGUACAAGAAUACAGGCAACUGUAUGGCUACAUGGAAGGCUUUUCAAACUGAACUCGCCAUAGGGAAACUGUUAUGGGGGCAUCCAUUUUGCUUCCGAUCUGCACAGCUUUCAGUCAAUCUUGGGUUGGGACUAGGCCAUCCCACAAGAAGUAAAACAGAUGCUUUAGGCUUUUUAGCUCUGGAACCACCAACAUCAUGCAUGCAUGCCGAGUCAUCGUGCCCUACCCCGUCUAUCUGGACAACAAGCUCCGUCAUCCAAAGACAGAUCAUCAAGUGUUUUGGUUUUCAUGACUAUCUCAUUGGCAGCCCCAUUGUGCUUGGAAGACGAGCUGUAGAAAUUUUACUCAAAGAUCUGUAUGAUAUGAGCAACAAAUUUUGCAUGCGACAAGAAGAGUUUGUACACAGGCUUCAGGGUCAUUCCACAAUACCGCCAGUGUGUGGAACCACCACUGAACACAGAGCAACAGUACUCUGUCAGCUCAUUGUGCAAGAGAUUGAAUCAAGACACUUACUACACACAAGCCUUUUCAAGAAUGCUAUUUGGUCUGAGUCCUUUCCUUGGGUAUCUCCAUGCUUACAUAAGCUUGGGCAUUGUAACCUUAAUGAAGAGAAACUAAUAACUGUGUUGACUUUCAUCACAUGUGUUGCUCUACUGCAGGAGGGCUGGUAUGUUAACUACUACCAGUUGCGAAAACUUGAGAAAGAUAUACCUAUAGUACAACAUCGUCUCAGGGCUAUGGAGAUACAGUCUAAGUUCUUACUUCCUCGCUUCAAUCUAUUUCACCUCAGGAGACUGCACCACAGUAUUCCUACACGAUUUCAUCUCCCCAAGCCUGCAUCAACAUCAGUAUCUUCUGCACACGCCUUUCAGGCUGUGGCACCUACAGAGGACUGUAAUUGUGAAGAUAUCAUUCCACCAUCCGAAGAACCAACGAGCAAAGAAGAUGUUCAGCGAGUAGAAGUAAGACACAUACCGGCUGAUGGCAAAGUUCGUUGGUCUUCGAAUGAACUCAGUCUACUGCAUGGCUUGAAAGCCGAUGACAAACUGUCAAUGGCGAAACAUAGCUACUGUCUCUAUAAAGAGCAAUGCAGGAUCGAGGAUAUCCCAGACAGAAGCUAUGAAGCCUUUAAGCAAAAAGUUUCCAGGUUACUGAAACCUAUAAGCAAAUGA
Haliotis rubra (blacklip abalone) is the source of this 2418-nucleotide messenger RNA. RefSeq lists its product as uncharacterized. NCBI's taxonomy places the organism in Eukaryota, Metazoa, Mollusca, Gastropoda, Lepetellida, Haliotidae. The record is from RefSeq and is a predicted model, not a curated record. The transcript is spliced from 3 exons.